Molecule: messenger RNA, 492 nt
Organism: Manihot esculenta (cassava)
Lineage: Eukaryota; Viridiplantae; Streptophyta; Magnoliopsida; Malpighiales; Euphorbiaceae
Exons: 1
Coding region: 1-492 (163 amino acids)
Molecular function (GO): nucleic acid binding; zinc ion binding
Source: RefSeq, a predicted model, not a curated record
AUGGAGGCUAGUGCCAUCAUACAGGGAGCAGUAAAACAACAGGUGGCACAGCCCUUGAGUUCCAAAAUCUCGAGUACAAGAAGAUUUGAUCUCUCUUCUCUGAGUGCAGCUGCCAAGGGAAGUAAAAAGUGGAGUAGAUCCACUAAAAAGACAAAGAAGAACAAGUUUUGGAACAUGUUGAAGUCUGAUAUGAGAAUGGGUAAUGGUUCAAGUUCUAGUUCAGAUAGCUCUGGAUGUGUGAGGUGUAGUAAGCUACACAAAGGGCUUUAUCGGUUUGGGACUAUAGCUUGUUAUAGAUGUGGUCAAGAGGGGCACAUGGCACGUGAUUGUCCUAAUGCAGCUAGGAUGACACAGUCUCAACAGACAGCUUCUGGCAGCGUGGCUCAGCCAACAGCUUUAGCCACAUCGCAGGGCAGAGGGCGAGGUAGAGGGAGAGGGACAACCUCUUCUUCAGCAGGUUCCCAAGGGGAAGGUCCUUUAGCCCCAACAUAG